GAAGAAAAAGAAAAUAAAAAGUGAAUAAUUGAGAGCAGACGUUAUACCUUGCCCAUCCACAUUCCUUGCUAACUACACAACAACCAUCAAUUAAACCCAAUAAAGUAUUGAGAUUCGUAUAAAGCAAAAAAAAAAAAAGUUUUCUUGUUAAGAUCGAAAACUCUGUUUUGAUUUUGGUUGUUUUUUUUUAUAUUGACUCGAUUCAAUUGGUGGUUUGAAUCAAAGAUGGGGAGGCUCUUUGUGGUGAACCUGGAGGGGAAGAUCUAUAGCUGCAAACACUGUAAGACUCAUCUUGCUUUAUACGAAGACAUCAUCUCCAAGUCUUUUCACUGCAAGCAUGGGAAAGCAUAUCUCUUCAAUAAAGUUGCGAAUGUUUCAACUGGAGUGACUGAGGAAAGAAUGAUGAUGACUGGAAAACAUACAGUGGCUGACAUUUUCUGUGUCUCGUGUGGAUCAAUCGUUGGAUGGAGAUACGAGACUGCUCAUGAGAAGAGUCAGAAGUACAAAGAAGGAAAAUCAGUGCUUGAAAGAUUUAAGAUAUCGGGACCUGAUGGUAGCAACUACUGGGUGAGUAGCCAUGGAAGGCAUAUAGGUGGAAGUGAUGCAGAUGAAGCUUGAAUCAUCUCUCUAUCCUCUGAUUUGACUUUCCUUGUAAAUGUAAAUUCUUCAACCUCCAUUCCAAUUUGUUGUUAUCAUAAGACUAACAAUAACUCUGUCUUCUCUUGCCUCAUUAUCUGGAAUCUCUUCAGUAAAUAAAGUCAUGGUUCUAUGUAA
Messenger RNA from Eutrema salsugineum, 774 nucleotides. RefSeq names its product protein yippee-like. Lineage: Eukaryota; Viridiplantae; Streptophyta; Magnoliopsida; Brassicales; Brassicaceae. Gene Ontology annotation, cellular component: ubiquitin ligase complex. The coding region runs from base 226 to 618 and encodes 130 amino acids. The transcript is spliced from 5 exons. The record is from RefSeq and is a predicted model, not a curated record.